CGGAAAUCCCAGUGCCAAGUGUACAGUACUCGAUGGAAGCGAUAAUGAAGUGGCUGAUCCUCGCGUCGUGCGUCGCCCUCUCCCUCGCCACGGACGGAUGGACGAGCUGCGGUGGGUCGGCGACCGAGGUGAGUCUGCUCAUCUCUGGAUGCUCGGAGGUUCCUUGCCACUUCAAAGCGGGGGAGGACAUCGACAUCUCCGUCCUCUUCUUUUCGGGAAGCGAGACGACCAACAUCUCGACGUCGGUUUACAUCAUAUUCACGGACCUUUUUCCCUUGGACAUCACCGACGAGAUGGAACUGAGUCGAGGGGGAUGCGAGAAACUCCAGAUCGGAGACUGUCCGCUGGAGCUCCAAGAAUACGUCCUCUAUUUCAGUGAGGCCAAAGUCAUCAACAUGCCAGGAAUUUGGGGGGUGAGUCUCCCUCCCUUCCGUCUCCCUGGCUUCCGUCUCCCUGGCUUCCGUCUCCCCGCCUUUCGUCUCCCUGCCUUCCGUCGUUUCCAUCCGAGUUCUUUGGUUCCAUUGCGUUCUUCCUCUCUUCCAGGAUAUCCCGAUCGGGUUCCUCAUGGAGGGAGAUGA
This is a messenger RNA of Darwinula stevensoni, 578 nucleotides long. NCBI's taxonomy places the organism in Eukaryota, Metazoa, Arthropoda, Ostracoda, Podocopida, Darwinulidae. The record is from the annotation of a GenBank genome assembly.